Molecule: messenger RNA, 9893 nt
Organism: Coregonus sp. 'balchen'
Lineage: Eukaryota; Metazoa; Chordata; Actinopteri; Salmoniformes; Salmonidae
Source: the annotation of a GenBank genome assembly
GAUGAGUAUGAAGACGAGAAGACCGAAGGCUUCGGGAUUUUAAGAGGUAGGAAAUCGUCAUUUUAGCCUUUUCUUCAUAGCCCACAAUACUUCCCAAUCGCAGUAGUGUUAUUGUUUUCAUUGCGGAAGUUUAGUAGUCUAGAAUUGCAACAAUGUAGCGUUUCCAUUGCCGCAACAAUGUAUCUAGCGUGCUCGAGCUUUCAAUUCACGUUUGACAGUUCGCUCAAAUCAUAAGUGGCCUAUCAUGAUUAGGCAACUGAUAUCAAGUUGGCUAGUUGUUAUAGUUUAUAUGUGUGGCUAGUGGUCUUACAAUCCACCCGAAAGACUUAAAACAAUUGUUUUUAAUAACGGAAUUAUAAAGCCGCUGUGAUUAAUUUUCCGGCCCACCAAUCCUCGGAUUUGAGUGUGUGCUCAGCCGGAUUUAGAAGGUUUAAAUCAGGUCGGUGGAAGGAGGGACAACAACUCCAUUGCAGUACAGUCGACUCUGACUGGUCAUUCACUUAUAGUGAACAUAGUAAUGCAAUGCACUUUAAAUACAUUUGGUUGUUUAGGAAGAUAUAAGGUAUAGAUGCUAAUGAUGAUCAUCAUAAAGGGCUGUCAUGGUCAAAGUUUUGUGAAUCAUUUUGUUGCCUAAUAAUCAGACUGUAGGCCUAAUCACAGUCCCAUCCUUACAGCUGUAACUUCUCUGUCCGUUUUUUGUAUUUCUUCCACUGCUUUGUGUAAUGUGUUGUUGUGAACCAGUCCAGGUGCUGAAGCAGAGACACAUAUCAUUACAGACGUUUUCUCUCUUGUUUUAGUCGCUGCAACUUCAUUUGGGAUCAUUUAGAGUUGAGUGUAAACAUCAGAGACAAUAACUAUUGUAAUGGAUAAAGACCCAGGGGUAAUGGUGGAACAAGCCAAGGGUCUUGCACCUGUGAGGUUUUUUUUGUUGUUGUGUGUGUGUGUGUUGGCUAACGCUUUGGAACUGGUGUGUCUGUCCGCUGGAAUUCCCCUUAUGGUUGGGAAUGGCUCUAUCUUCCUGCUUCUCAACCAUGAGCCUAUUAUUAAACCGCUGUGUGUGAGUUGCCAUAGGAAACCCAGUUUGAAGCAUCUCUUGGUUUCCACUCCAGUGGUUACCUGUGACAUACAGUUGAAGUCGGAAGUUAAAAUAAACCUUAGCCAAAUACAUUUAAAUUCAGCUUUUCACAAUUCCUGACAUUUAAUCCUAGUAAAAAUUCCCUGUUUUAGGUCAGUUAGGAUCACCACUUUAUUUUAAGAAUGUGAAAUGUCAGAAUAAUAGUAGUGAUUUAUUUCAGGUUUUAUUUCUUUAAUCACAUUCCCAGUGGGUCAGAAGUUUACAUACACUCAAUUAGUAUUUGGUAGCAUUGCCUUUACAUUUUUUUACUUGGGUCAAACGUUUCAGGUAGCCUUCCACAAGCUUCCCACAAUAAAUUGGGUGAAUUUUGGCCCAUUCCUCCUGACAGAGCUGGUGUAACUGAGUCAGGUUUGUAGGCCUCGUUGCUCGCACACGCGUUUUCAGUUCUGCCCACACAUUUUCUAUAGGAUUGAGGUCAGGGCUUUGUGAUAGCCACUCCAAUACCUUGACUUUGUUGUCCUUAAGCCAUUUUGCCACAACUUUGGAAGUAUGCUUGGGGUCAUUGUCCAUUUGGAAGAGCCAUUUGCGACCAAGCUUUAACUUUCUGACUGAUGUCUUGAGAUGUUGCUUCAAUAUAUCCACGUAAUUUUCCUUCCUCAUGAUGCCAUCUAUUUUGUGAAGUGCACCAGUCCCUCCUGCAGCAAAGCACCCCCACAGCAUGAUGCUGCCACCCUCGUGCUUCACGGUUGGGUUGGUGUUCUCGGCUUGCAAGCAACCCCCUUUUUCCUCCAAACAUAACGAUGGUUCAUUAUGGCCAAACAGUUCUAUUUUUGUUUCAUCAGACCAGAGGACAUUUCUCCAAAAAGUACAAUCUUUGUCCUCAUGUGCAGUUGCAAACCGUAGUCUGGCUUUUUUAUGGAGGUUUUGGAGCAGUGGCUUCUUCCUUGCUGAGCGGCCUUUCAGGUUAUGUCGAUAUAGGACUCGUUUUACUGUGGAUAUAGAUACAUUUGUACCCGUUUCCUCCAGCAUCUUCACAAGGUCCUUUGCUGUUGUUCUGGGAUUCAUUUGCACUUUUCGCACCAAAGUAUGUUCAUCUCUAGGAGAGAGAACGGGUCUCCUUCCUGAGCGGUAUGACGGCUGCGUGGUCCCAUGGUGUUUAUACUUGCGUACUAUUGUUUGUACAGAUGAACGUGGUACCUUCAGACAUUUGGAAAUUGCUCCCAAGGAUGAACCAGACUUGUGGAGGUCUACAAUUUUCUUUCUGAGGUCUUGGCUGAUUUCUUUUGAUUUUCCAUGAUGUCAAGCAAAGAGGCACAGAGUUUGAAGGUAGGCCUUGAAAUACAUCCACAGGCACACCUCCAGUUGACUCAACUGAUGUCAAUUAGCCUAUCAGAAGCUUCUAAAGCAAUAAGAUCAUUUUCUGAAAUUUUCCAAGCUGUUUAAAGGCACAGUCAACUUAGUUUAUGUAAACUUCUUACCCACUGGAAUUGUGAUACAGUGAAAUAAUCUGUCUGUAAACAAUUGUUGGAAAAAUUACUUGUGUCAUGCACAAAGUAGAUGUCCUAACCGACUUGCCAAAACUAUAGUUUGUUAACAAGACAUUUGUGGAGUGGUUGAAAAACGAGUUUUGAUGACUCCAAGCCAAGUGUAUGUAAACUUCCGACUUCAACUGUAAAUAUACACACAUAAUGUAGGUUGGUGUGGCAACCAAAAUAGGACAUUGCAUCUACUCUUUUAUAAAAGCCUCAUAAAUACAGGAAAAUAAUUGUUCUGCCAUAGUUUUACAAUAUAACAGUUUAAUCAUUGACGGCCUCCUUCUUUUCAGAACCCUGACAUGUCCGGUCCCACCUGGCUGCCGCCAAGGACUCUGGGUAGCCCAGAGAGAGCUGUUCCCCAGACGUCCCACUCCGGGCCAGUCAUGUACAGACAGCCGCCCAUGAAGGUCUCCUCGGACCCCCGGCCCAAGUAUGGGGUCUAUGACCAGAAAGGAGGAGGAGGAAUGGCCACUAGGUACAUGGCUACUGGACCCACAGGUAGGAACAUGGUGGUGGGCCUUACAUUACACUGGGCUUGUGUCUUGUGUGAAACCUUGCUCUAAUGAAAACCUGUGAUAAACUAUUGUCAAUAAUGAAAAUCAAAAGUCAGUUAAUACGUACAGUGGGGAGAACAAGUAUUUGAUACACUGCCGAUUUUGCAGGUUUUCCUACUUACAAAGCAUGUAGAGGUCUGUAAUUUUUAUCAUAGGUACACUUCAACUGUGAGAGACGGAAUCUAAAACAAAAAUCCAGAAAGUCACAUUGUAUGAUUUUUAAGUAAUUAAUUUGCAUUUUAUUGCAUGACAUAAGUAUUUGAUACAUCAGAAAAGCAGAACUUAAUAUUUGGUACAGAAACCUUUGUUUGCAAUUACAGAGAUCAUUCGUUUCCUGUAGGUCUUGACCAGGUUUGCACACACUGCAGCAGGGAUUUUGGCCCACUCCUCCAUACAGACCUUCUCCAGAUCCUUCAGGUUUCGGGGCUGUCACUGGGCAAUACGGACUUUCAGCUCCCUCCAAAGAUUUUCUAUUGGGUUCAGGUCUGGAGACUGGCUAGGCCACUCCAGGACCUUGAGAUGCUUCUUACGGAGCCACUCCUUAGUUGCCCUGGCUGUGUGUUUCGGGUCGUUGUCAUGCUGGAAGACCCAGCCACGACCCAUCUUCAAUGCUCUUACUGAGGGAAGGAGGUUGUUGGCCAAGAUCUCGCGAUACAUGGCCCCAUCCAUCCUCCCCUCAAUAUGGUGCAGUCGUCCUGUCCCCUUUGCAGAAAAGCAUCCCCAAAGAAUGAUGUUUCCACCUCCAUGCUUCACGAUUGGGAUGGUGUUCUUGGGGUUGUACUCAUCCUUCUUCUUCCUCCAAACACGGCGAGUGGAGUUUAGACCAAAAAGCUCAAUUUUUGUCUCAUCAGACCACAUUACCUUCUCCCAUUCCUCCUCUGGAUCAUCCAGAUGGUCAUUGGAAAACUUCAGACGGGACACGCGCUUGCUUGAGCAGGGGGACCUUGCGUGCGCUGCAGGAUUUUAAUCCAUGACGGCGUAGUGUGUUACUAAUGGUUUUCUUUGAGACUGUGGUCCCAGCUCUCUUCAGGUCAUUGACCAAGUCCUGCCGUGUAGUUCUGGGCUGAUCCCUCACCUUCCUCAUGAUCAUUGAUGCCCCACGAGGUGAGAUCUUGCAUGGAGCCCCAGACCGAGGGUGAUUGACCGUCAUCUUGAACUUCUUCAAUUUUCUAAUAAUUGCGCCAACAGUUGUUGCCUUCCCACCAAGCUGCUUGCCUAUUGUCCUGUAGCCCAUCCCAGCCUUGUGCAGGUCUACAAUUGUAUCCCUGAUGUCCUUACACAGCUCUCUGGUCUUGGCCAUUAUGGAGAGGUUGGAGUCUGUUUGAUUGAGUGUGUGGACAGGUGUCUUUUAUACAGGUAACGAGUUCAAACAGGUGCAGUUAAUACAGGUAAUGAGUGGAGAACAGGAGGGCUUCUUAAAGAAAAAUGAACAGGUCUGUGAGAGACGGAAUUCUUACUGGUUGGUAGGUGAUCAAAUACUUAUGUCAUGCAAUAACAUGCAAAUGAAUUACUUAAAAAUCAUACAAUGUGAUUUUCUGGAUUUUUGUUUUAGAUUCUGUCUCUCUCACAGUUGAAGUGUACCUAUGAUAAAAAUUACAGACCUCUACAUGCUUUGUAAGUAGGAAAACCUGCAAAAUUGGCAGUGUAUCAAAUACUUGUUCUCCCCACUGUAGCUCAAGAGUGUUAGACCUGACACAAGAUUGAGUACUCCAACGCUUUGGUGAUUAGAACUGGCACAAUAUUGAUGAAAAAAAGUGAUUAUGUCAAUGUACAUUAUGGUCAUCUACUCUUGUUUGUAAAUGUAAAGUUUACUGUGUCGUAUUUGUUGUAAAGGUGGGCCCAUGCAGCACCAGCACCAAGAGGACCCAGAGUUUCACCCUAAAUCUAAGGAGCACUACUACCACGGGUCCAAAGAAGACCGCUCCCGGAACCCUCACAUGGACAGCUAUGAGCUAAUGGUAGGUGGGACAUCAUUGGUUUUGUAGCCUGGAAUCCACACUGAUUAUUGCUCCAUUUCGCCACAAUGUUCAGUGUGGUUUCCAGAUUAGUUAGGUUUUCAACCUAAUUGCAUGUAGAUAGACUAGUUAUGAUUAUUGUCAUGGAGCAUGACAUUGCUCAUAUCCAAUAUUCAAAUAAAAAAGUAAUGAGACUACAUUUGCUCUACCUACCUAUCUAUCUAUCUCCUGUUGUGAAAUGUUAUAAAGGCAUGCAACUUGUGUGUGUGAUCCUACUCUGUGAUUUCAGCAUCGUGGACCUGAGAAGCCGAGUGGACGCCACUCCAACAUCGAUGCAGAGAUUGACUCUCUCACCUGCAUGCUGGCCGAUCUGGACAGCCAUCCACAGAACAGCACACAGGUAGGCUACCUGACUGACUACAUGUGAGGAAUAAAGGAUUCCCCAGAAACAUAAUAUAUUACUAACUUUAUUUUUUAAAUCAUAUCUGGCUGAAAGUGUAUCACAGGUUCUUCUGGAUGUUUACGCCUGGGUUGUUAGUCACAGUAAUUCAUUUAAUAAAAAAGGCAAAAAAAUUAUUGAUGGUUCCUUUCCAUCCCUUCACAGCUGUACGACAACGUGCCUUACAACAAACACAUCUCAGGGGACCGCUACAAACCUACAACCCAGCCAGGAGCACCCUCUCAGGGCAGGCCGUCCAUGGGUUACCCCCCUCAUCCCCAGUCCCAGUACCAUCCAGCACCCCUAUACCCCAGUGAUCCCCACCAGGUUCCCCAGUACUCCCCCCAGCCAGACUACACCUACGCCCAGGUCUCCAAACCCUACCCCCAGCCCGUUCCUGCCUCCUACACCACCUCUUCCACCCCUACUGGCCCGAGGUUCAGCGUCCAGGUAAAAACAGCCCAGCCUGUCACCUACUCCCAGACUGGUAGACAAGCCGAGCAGGCUUACACCCCUCCUCCACCCCACCAGCACACCUCACGUCCCCCACCCCAGAACCAGACGGGCCCCCAGGGCUGGUACCCUCCCCAUCCCGCAUCCCAAGCCCAGGAGCUGCACUGUGAUGGGGCCUACAAGGAGAUCCCCGGGGGGUCUAGAGGGCGUGGGAACCAGGGCCCCACGCCCAAGAGGGGCCUGGAGAUUCACCAAUCAGGGUCAGGCUCGGCCCCAAGUCCUGCCUAUCAGCCCAGCAAGGUGAGUGUCUCUGUAGAGUUCAGAUAUCAUCUACUCUACAGCAUGCUCUGCUGCUUCUUCUAAAGUAUGGUCCUUUUAGAAUACUUGUAUCCUCAGUCUCUUGGUUUCACUGAUCUGAAUGGAAAAUAAUUAAUCAUAUUUGUCCAGCAGGGGUCAGCAGCUCCGAGGCAAGAGGAGGAGUUGGACCGGCUCACUAAGAAGUUGGUGUAUGACAUGAAUCACCCACCUGCAGAGGAAUACUUUGGUACGUCUCUCUUUCUUUCUAACAAUUGUAUGUCCUUUGUGUUGACUGCACUGUUAUUUACAUCUUAAUUUCCCCUUGGGCUACAAAGUAAAAAUCUCAUAUCUUCCUAGUCUCAUCUUUUCUCCUCUCUCCCUUUCCCUCCAUACUAUCAGGUCGCUGUGCGCGUUGCGGUGACAAUGUGCUUGGCGACGGCAGUGGCUGUAUCGCCAUGGAGCAGGUGUUCCACGUGGAGUGUUUCACAUGCAUCACCUGCCACGCCCGUCUCCGGGGACAACCCUUCUAUGCCCUGGACAAGAAGAGCUACUGCGAGAGCUGUUACAUUGUGAGUGGCUGGCCCUUCUCCUUCUCUUUUUGUUCUAAAUUCUUUAGUAGUAUUCCCUGAUUUCAUCAGUUGAUCUCUCCAUCCUGCUCCGUAUCUAUUGGAUUCACGAGUAGUACCCUCACUAGUGCUGAACCGUAAGUGCUUUUUGAGGUCGUUUUCGGUUCGAUUAUGAAAAAAUAAUCACGGUUUUCUAUUUCGGUAAUAAAAAAAUAAAAACAUGCAUUAUGUGGGUUGAAUGCUGCAACACAUAAUAAAACAAUUUAUAAAACUCCCAUGAUGGUAAUGACUUCCCAUUACUCCCGUUAUCAGUUAUUAACCAUCAUUUAGUCACAUUACUUUACUUUAAUAAAAUAUUUCAGUUGUUGUGUACAGUGCUGUGAAAAAGUAUUUGCCCCCUUUCAAAUUGUCUCUACUUUUGCAUAUUUUUGAUACUGAAUGUUAUCAGAUCUUCAACCAAAACCUAAUAUUAGAUAAAGGGAACCUGAGUGAACAAAUAACACAACAAUUACAUACUUUUUUAUUUAUUUCAUCAACAAAGUUAUGCAACACCCAAUUCGCCUGUGUGAAAAAGUAAUUGUCCUCUUACACUCAAUAACUGGUUGUGCCACCUUUAGCUGCAAUGACUGCAACCAAAUGCUUCCUGUAGUUGUUGAUCAGUCUCACGUCGCUGUGGAGGAAUUUUGGCCCACUAUUCCAUGAAGAACUGCUUUAACUCAGCGGCAUUUGUGGGAAUUCUACAGGAGAAUGUCAGGCCAUCUGUCUGUGAGCUGAAGCUGAAGCGCAGCUGGGUCAUGCAGCAAGACAAUGAUCCAAAACACACAAUCAAGUCUACAUGAAAAUGGCUAAAAAGUGACACAUUUGAAGUUUUGGAAUGGCCUAGUCAAAGUCCAGACCUAAUCCCAAUUGAGAUGUUGUGGCAGGACUUGAAACGAGUAGGUUUAUGUGCAGUUCAUCAUAUUUGAUGACUUUAUUAUUUCAUUCCAAGUCAUCAUCUCAUCUCUAUAGAGCUGCUGCCUGUGCUGUCUGACAAAAUCACAAUUUUAGUAGUUCUUCAAAGUAAAUAAGGCAUACCUUUUAUGACUGCUGAAUACCAACUAUCAGUCACUUAGAUCAUGUAUUUUCAGGUAGAGAUACCUCGCGAAGCAACUGCUCUCUAAACCCUCUCGAUCACACAUUUGUCUGUCUCUUCUCUCUGUGUCUGCUCCACACUAACCUACCGUAGCAGGCGUAAAAGAAACACACAGACCGGACAAGUAGGCGUGCAAUGGAUUAUGGUCAUUGUAGUAAAUUACCAUGUUUUCUGUGCUAAACUAUGAAGAACAGGGGUGUCAACCUCAUUCCACGGGGGGCCAAGUGUCUGCGGGUUUUUGGUUUUUUCCUUUCAAUUAAGACCUAGACAACCAGGUGAGGGGAAUUCCUUGCUAAUUAGUGAGCUUAAUUCAUCAAUCAAGUACAAGGGUGGAGCGAAAACCUGCAGACAUUCGGCCCUCCGUGGGAUGAGUUUGACACGUGAUGUGGAAUAUUGGCCUGUUGGAAACUACAACUCCCUACUACAUCGCACAGUUCGGGUUUGAUUUGAUUUAUCUCUAGAGAAACUGCGGAAUGUGCGCUUUGAGCUCACAGAAGAUAAAAACCCGAAAUGGAAUUCCAAUAAUUGAACCGACGUUGGUCAAUUAGUUGUUUAAAAAACAAAAAAUAACCAACAUUUCGGUAAUCACACUGGCACUAUCUCUCUCACACACACACACACUAUUCUGUCUGAACCUGUGCUGCCCCUCUCCGUCUCAGAGUACCCUAGAGCGCUGCUCUAAGUGCUCCAAGCCCAUCUUGGACCGUAUCCUGCGGGCCAUGGGCAAGGCCUACCACCCGCGCUGCUUCAACUGUGUGGUGUGUGGCUGCUGCCUGGAUGGAGUUCCCUUCACCGUGGACGCCACCUCCCAGAUUCACUGCAUAGAUGACUUCCACAGGUCAGCAGCUCAACAAACGGAGUAUCUCAGGGCCAGAUACUACCUGUACUUUUUUAAACAAGCAAUGAACUGGGACGCUAGCACAAGUCUCCCAUUUCACUUUUGUCUCUUGAGAUAACAUUCAGCCAUUGACGUGAUUCUACUAGACAGAUUAUUAUAUCUGACUGUGAUGUUCGUGUCCCACCCUCUGAUCUGGUACGUCCUGCUUCCUGUCCUAAACAGGAAGUUUGCCCCCCGCUGCUCAGUGUGUGGCCAGGCCAUCAUGCCCGAACCGGGACAGGAGGAGACAGUCAGGAUAGUGGCGCUGGACCGCAGCUUCCACGUCAACUGCUAUGUGUGUGAGGUGAGUAGUAGUAGUAAUGUUCAUGAGUGCAUGUCGUUGUUAGUAAAAUAGCUCGCUCAAGUUGAAUGACGUUUCCAGUUUGGCAGGCUAUCACAUUAGAUGUACAAAGGCCAUUCAGUUUAACCCAAUCAGUGUUCCUGGAUUGACCCUGUGUUUUCUCUGUCCAGGAGUGUGGUUUGCUCCUGUCCUCUGAGGGCGAGGGGCGAGGUUGUUACCCCCUGGACGGUCACAUCCUGUGUAAGGGCUGCAGCGCCCGCCGCAUCCAGGACCUCUCCGCCAAAAUCUCCACUGACUGCUAACCAGCUAGGGGACGUCACCUCUGACCCUGCAAUCCUUCCAUUACUUUCACCUGCUCCGGGGUAGAAGUUGCCCUAAAGAAUAUAUCUGAGACCAGUUUAACCCCUCUCCAAAUCAUAACCUUAACCGCAAGGGGGGAAAUGUUAAAGUAACUCUAGAUCAGUUUCUAAGGGCAACUUCACCCUACUCUACUUUUUCAUACUCAUAUAGUCAAUCUUCAUUCUUCAGAUGCCCAAUGCUGUGGAAUCAGUAGUACCCUGUAACCUUAAACUGUCUCACAGUCUUCAAUAUUAUGUCAUUAUUUAAUUUCACUUGACCAGGUUUAUUGAUACAUGAUUACAGGUUAAAGACAGGGUAUUGAAACAUGGAUUGACAACAAGUUCCACCACUAUUCCCUAUCCACUAUUCC